AUGCGGCUCGAUCUGAUCGCGUCGGACAUGACGCAGCGGAGCAACUUCAAGGACGAACAGCACACCUGCGUCUUCGUACUCGCAUCGCCCUUCCCAAUCCGCAACCUCCCACACAUCCGCCCAAACAAGCCAGGCAUCAUGUCCUACACCGGAGAUGGCGUGCCUCAAACGGCUCGCCCGACGCACCUCAACGCCAAGCUCGCCCAGCUCGAGGGCUUCACGACCCGCAUCCCGCUCGACGGCGACAAGCACGUCAGCGUCUUCUCGCAGGCGCCCGUCGACAAUCUCGACACGUCCAUGAGGGCCGGACCGAGGGGACCGACCAGCAUCGACGACCCCGUCGCUCGCGAGCGCAUCAGCCACUUUGACCACGAGCGUAUUCCUGAGCGUGUCGUUCACGCUCGCGGCGUCGGUGCCCACGGCGUCUUCAAGCUCCAUACGUCGCUCGCCGACUACACGACGGCCAAAAUCCUCACCCAGGUCGGACAAGAAACGCCCACCUUCGUCCGCUUCUCCACGGUGCUCGGCCAGAACGGUGCGGCUGAGACUGCACGUGAAGACAUUGUCGGCAACAACAUCCCCGUCUUCUUCAUCCAGGACGGCAUCAAGUUUGUCGACCUUAUCCACUCCGGCAAGCCCGCACCGCAGAUCCACCUGCCGCAGGCGCAGACUGCCCAUGACAACUUCUGGGACUUCAUCUCGCUCACGCCCGAGUCGGUGUUCAUGUCGCUCUUCUCGCUCUCCGACUACACGAUCCCUCGCUCGUACCGCAUGUUGAAGGGCUUCGGUGUCAACACGUUCGUCCUCGUCAACAGGGAGGGCAAGCGCACCUUCGUCAAGUACCACUGGAAGCCUCACCUCGGCCAGCACGGUCUCGUGUGGGACGAGUGCCUCAAGCUCGGCGGCCAGGACCCCGACUACCUCCGUCGCGACCUCGCGGACGCCAUCGAGGCCGGCGCGUACCCCAAGUAUGAGUUGGGCGUGCAGCUCAUCUCGGAGGAGCAGGAGCUCACGUUCGACUUCGACAUUCUCGACUGCACCAAGAUCGUUCCGGAGGAGCUCGUCCCCAUCACUUGGGUCGGCACUAUGGAGCUCAAUCGCAACCCUACCAACUACUUCGCCGAAACCGAGCAAGUCGCCUUCUGCACGUCCAACAUCGUUCCCGGCAUGGACUACAGCAACGACCCGAUGCUCCAGCUCCGCAACUUCUCGUACUUCGACACCCAGAUCUCGCGUCUCGGCGGCGUCAAUUUCAACGAGCUCCCCAUCAACCGCUCCGUCUGCCCGUUCAUCUCGACUAUUCGCGACGGACAGCACCAGGAGCGCAUCUUCGCUGGCCCGAACUACUACCCCAACCGCUUCCAGACGCCUAACGCUGGCACGGAGCACGGCAAGGGCCAGAACUACGCCCACAACGAGGCUGCCAUCGCCGAGGCGACCAAGCCGAAGGAGGGCUUCCUCACGCCCGCGCCGUACAAGGUCGAGGGCACGCGCGGCCGCCUCCGCCCCGCUCGCUUCGACAACCACUACAGCCAGGCCCAGCUCUUCUGGAACUCGAUGAGCGACGUCGAGAAGGAGCACAUCAUUGAGGCCGCCAUCUUCGAGCUCGGCCGCUGCGACGACCGCGAGAUCCAGAGGCGCAACAUCCUCCGCUGGAACAACGUUGACCACAACCUCGCUCUCGCCGUUGCCUCAGCCUUCGACAUCGACGUUCCCGAGCCCGAGAUCAAGAACCACGGCAAGAAGACCGACGGCGAGAACUCGCUCUCGCUCCUCUCGGCCAACAACCCCUCGUCGGCUGUCGGUCGCCGCAUCGCCGUCUUCGCCCUUGACGGCUUCGACAGCCUGCAGGUCUCGGGUAUGGUCGCCGCCAUCACCGCCUUGGGCUCGAUUCCAAACGUCGUCGGCUCGCGCAAGGGGCCUUGCUACCCUCGCGGCACGAAGAAGGGCGACUCGGGCGCGUCGGGCGUCAUCAACUCGAACUUCACCCUCGAGACAGCUCGCUCGACCCUCUUCGACGGCCUCUUCAUCCCCGACGGUGACGAGAACUUCGUCAAGGAGCUUUCGUCCGGCCGCGGUCUCCACUGGAUCCGUGAGGCCUUCGCGCACUUCAAGACGAUCGGUGCCGUCGGCGCUUCGGUCCCCGUGUUCGCUCACAAGGCCCUCCCCGGCAUCACCGACUACAAGGCCGACCUCUCGAAGGCGUACUCGUCGAAGAACGGUGUCGUCCUCGCCGAGAACCUCGCCGGCGACGAGGCGACGCUCUGGCAGAAGAUCAAGGGCGCCAAGGACCUCACCGGCUUCGGCGCCGAGUUCGUCGAUGCCCUCUCGAAGCACAGGCACUGGUACCGCGAGGGUGCCAAGGAUGUCGCUUUCUGA
Molecule: messenger RNA, 2379 nt
Organism: Rhodotorula toruloides NP11
Lineage: Eukaryota; Fungi; Basidiomycota; Microbotryomycetes; Sporidiobolales; Sporidiobolaceae
Product: catalase A
Exons: 17
Coding region: 1-2379 (792 amino acids)
Biological process (GO): hydrogen peroxide catabolic process; response to oxidative stress
Cellular component (GO): cytosol
Molecular function (GO): heme binding; catalase activity
Source: RefSeq, a predicted model, not a curated record